AUGUUUAAGAAAUUUGACGAGAAAGAGAAUAUUGGCAACUCCAAUAUUGCCAAGUCGUCAGUUCAGAAGGGCAUUCGAAAUCAGAUCUUGGAGCAGUUCCGGAAUAUAGAGGACUAUCUGGAUCAGAUUAUGCCCAAAAAAGAACCAUUGAAACUAGUCAAAUGCCACGAACACAUUGAGCUUUUGUGCAACCAGUCUGGCGAAGUCCUCUUCUUCCGACAACGGGAGGGUCCCUUGUAUCCAUCACUAAAGCUAUUACAUAAAUAUCCCUUCAUCCUGCCACACAUGCAGGUGGACAAGGGGGCCAUCAGGUUUGUCCUCAGUGGGGCCAACAUCAUGUGCCCGGGCCUGACUUCCCCUGGAGCCCGAAUGACCAAGGUGGACAAGGAGCAGAUUGUGGCAGUCAUGGCCGAGGGCAAACAGCACGCGCUGGCUAUUGGGGUCACCAAAAUGUCUUCUGAAGAAAUAUUGUCCAAAAACAAAGGUGUCGGUGUGGAUAAUAUCCACUUUCUCAAUGACGGAUUGUGGGUAAUAAAAGCCAUAAAAUAG
Messenger RNA from Candidula unifasciata, 549 nucleotides. Lineage: Eukaryota; Metazoa; Mollusca; Gastropoda; Stylommatophora; Geomitridae. The record is from the annotation of a GenBank genome assembly.